Messenger RNA from Aureobasidium subglaciale EXF-2481, 501 nucleotides. RefSeq lists its product as uncharacterized. Gene Ontology annotation, molecular function: methylmalonyl-CoA epimerase activity. The record is from RefSeq and is a predicted model, not a curated record. The transcript has 2 exons. NCBI's taxonomy places the organism in Eukaryota, Fungi, Ascomycota, Dothideomycetes, Dothideales, Saccotheciaceae. The coding region runs from base 1 to 501 and encodes 166 amino acids. Gene Ontology annotation, biological process: L-methylmalonyl-CoA metabolic process.
AUGUCUACUACAUUUGCACGCCCCAUCAACCAUGUCGCAGUCUCUGUCGAGGAUAUCGAAGCCGUAACCACCUGGUACACAACUAUCAUGGGCUUCGAAAUAAUAGGCGGCAAAAUCGCCCACAUCAAACGCUCGGAAAGUCCGGAGUCACCCAUUUUCGCGAUUUACGGAGACUCGCUUCGAGAAGUCAAGCUCGCAUAUAUGGCUACUGGCAACGGCGUCGGUUUCGAAGUAUUUCAAUUUCUAGACCCUGAGUUCGUCAAGAGCGAGACAGUGUUUGAAUAUAAUCGUGGUGGCUUUUUUCACAUCUGCGUCACGGAUCCGAAGCCGGAUGAACUGGUGCAGAAAAUCCUGGAGGCGGGUGGGAGUAGACAGGGAAAGACCGUGAAGCUGACGGGAGGAGUCACUUGUGUCUAUAUCAGAGAUCCUUGGGGAAAUAUUGUCGAGAUACUUGACGCAAGUUUCGAGAGGUUGACCACCAUGGAUACCGCUAAUUGGUAG